This is a messenger RNA of Thunnus maccoyii (southern bluefin tuna), 4566 nucleotides long. RefSeq names its product mesoderm induction early response 1, family member 2 (gene mier2). Gene Ontology annotation, biological process: negative regulation of transcription by RNA polymerase II. Gene Ontology annotation, cellular component: nucleoplasm. The record is from RefSeq and is a predicted model, not a curated record. Lineage: Eukaryota; Metazoa; Chordata; Actinopteri; Scombriformes; Scombridae. The transcript is spliced from 12 exons. Gene Ontology annotation, molecular function: transcription corepressor activity; histone deacetylase binding. The coding region runs from base 513 to 1970 and encodes 485 amino acids.
GCAACACGAGGGGCUUAUGCCAAUAUUUACAGCCUAUAAAAGAAAGAAUGAGCACUGGAAUAUAUGAAACCAUCUUUUUUUUGUUUUAAAGUCGCAUGUUAGAAAAAAAAAUAUGAAAUGAGAUAAGAGCAGAAGUUUUGAAUUGAUACCGAAAGUGUGAGGGAGGUUUUAAAACUGUUAUUAAAAACUGUGGGGAAAUUCUCAAAUGCAAGCUGUCGGGGAGAUUAAAAUAGAAAAAUUACUUAGAAAUAGCUCGAUUUAAAACUGUAACACAGUCUGCUGCUGAAUCGUUGCGGCAAUAAACGGAGCAGUACAGACGAGCAGACCUCGGCUACAACAUCCGGGCAAUAGGCAAGCUUGCGCAGAAACGGAAUGGCGGAGGUGGGUGAAAGGCCUCUGAACCUGAGUGUGGAGGUCGUGGCCUAGUGGAGAUCCUGAGGUACAGCAAUGAAGACCCUCAGCAGGAGAAGCAGAAGUCUUAACAGGAGUUGGAGGAGAACUCUCCUCGCCCCAUGAAGAUGGCAGCGCAAUCCCACACUGCUAGUGAGCUUCCCUUGGAGGAGCUGCUGGCUCUGUAUGGCUACACAGUGUCAGAUCCAGAGAAGGAGACCUGUCACCUGACUGCCAGCCUGCCAGACAUGACACUGGACAAGGAUCAAAUAACUGAGGACCUCUUUCCUGGGGAGGAGGAAGAGGAAUCAUCAGCCGAUGAUCUCACCCCCUCAGUCACCUCAAACACCUCAGAUCUGCUCCGCCGCCUGCAAGGUGGAGACAAAGACACAUUAGUCAGCUCAUCAGAUGAGGACUCCGAUGAUGCCUCUAUUCCCUCCAAUGAAGAACACAAGGAGAUCAUGGUUGGCUCUAUGUACCAGGCAAAAAUCCCUCCACUCAGUCCGUAUACCUACCAAGAGAGAGCCUACAACAGUGAGGACCAGUUGUUGUGGAGGCCAGGGGAACUGUCGGUGCAGGAAGUGGAGAACUUUUUGCUGAAUGCACAGAGACCACAUGGCCAGGAGGGGUCAGCCUACACACAAAUGCACGGAGACACUGUCCGAGACAACGAACAGGCACUGUAUGAACUCGUGAAAUGCAACUUUAAUGCAGAAGAGGCACUGAGACGAUUACGCUUCAAUGUGAAAGUGUUCAGUGAAGAGCUGUGUGCCUGGAGUGAGGAGGAGUGUAGGAACUUUGAACAUGGCUAUAGAGUUUACGGGAAAAACUUCCACCUCAUUCAGGCUAAUAAGGUACGAACCCGCUCUGUGGGGGAGUGUGUGGAGUAUUACUACAUGUGGAAGAAGUCUGACCGUCACGAGUACUUUACCCAACAAACCACCAGGCUAAGCCGCAAAAAAUACAGCCUGCAAUCAGGGAGCACGGAGGAUGGAGACCAGGAUGGGGAGGUUGGGGAGAUGGAGGGAAGAAAUAAUUCCCCUGGCUUGUUGUCUCACGGCUCCAUGGGCCCUGGAAAGCUGGAGUCCCCGUUACCUCCACAGUCGAGCCUGGACCUGGACAAACAAGAUGGUGAGCUGGUGACGGGGCUGUCAGAGCUGUGUGGUGACAGAUGUCCUCAGCAGUUGUUUGGCUGUCCCUUCUCUCUGCCACCCAUGGACGACCUGCGGGAUCCUGACUCAGGCAGUUGUUGUCCCUCAGCUCGAGCCCGACUCCAGUCCCAGCCUUCCCCACAGAGCUCCCAGUGUACCUGCGGGGGCCCUCCGUCCUGCCAUGACGACCACUGCCUCCGGGGCCCCUGCUUCUUCCAGCUACACAUGCGUGGUGGACCUUUUGUUUCAGAGGGCCCUGACUGCGGUGCAGCAGGUGGUGUGACUGACUCCCCCCACAGGCUGCAGGUGGAAUUUAGCCUGCCGUGUUCCUCUCCUCCCUCAUCUGCUGUCCUCCCGUCACACCUCCAGGCAUUUGGCAGCCUGCUGCACCCCUCUCCCAUCCAGCAUCCUCGCUCUCUCACACAAUGAAGGGAGGGACAUGGGAAAAUCAAAACUGAGUGGUGCUCUUCGUGGUUUGCUCUGAGUAGAGAUUACGAUUGGUGUCAGUCUUUACACCGGGGUGAAAGACACCAGGACAAAAAGUACAUUUACCUAAUUUUGUGAAAAAGGAUGGACCUACUACCUUAGGGGGUUACUUGUCUGUCUGACCCCUCUUUUUAAAUUGGGACACUUAAACAUUCUGUCUAUUAUGGAAUGAUGAGUGUGUUAAUCACUUUCAGGUGUUGAUUAUGUGUUUAUUAACAGUUUAUUACCACAACCUGCACCAGGGCAGCAAUAUUGAUUGGCUAUAAUGAAUACUAAAAGCUCAGUGCAGGUGAUGAGAGCCGCGGUGACCAUGCAAACAAACCAGAAGUUGCUACAGUAGGAGUCCCUUUUUUCUAAAACAGAAGAAAGUUGGACAAUGUUAACCACUGUUAACUGUUAACCACUUUUUCUCAUUCAUCAUUUGAGAAAGUUUCGCUGCAGUUAAUUUUUUUUUCCAGCUUCAUCCAGCAAAAUAGUUUAUUUUAACGUCCUCUUCUGAGUCUGUAAUGGACUCUCCUUUGUCAGUAUGUGUCUGCACUUCCAUGCACUUCUGUCUGUGGCAGAAGUCAAUCUGCCUGAAGAAUUCUGCUUAAAUAUAAAGAGCUGAAACUAAAGAGUAUUUUCUAAGCUUGAGAUUUGAACAUGGAUCGGUGUCGGAACACAAAGGAGCACAAUAUUUUUGCAGGUUUUAUUUGUACUUUUGCUUUAGUGGACGUUUUCAUCCUUGUUCUUACCUGAGGAUUUAUAUAGAGAUUUAUAAAGGUGCAGUGCUUUGUCAUGAUCACAGUUUCUAUCAUGUUGAAUAUUUAGUACCAUUGAGAGCCUGUUUGACAUGCAGAAUAGGCAUGAAAUAAAGCAUGUAAAUGUAAAAUGUACAUGCUAAGAUAGGUAAGUCACUGAAUGCAAACACAGUUUCUCAGGUUUUUACAACUUUGAUGAUCUCCAGGACCUGCUGUCACUCUAGACAGGUGUCAUAAAUACAAACAGUUAGAAAAGUGAUAUUGUUAAUUGUGUUUGUUGGUUUAAAGGUAAUGACAGAUGUUGGGGUCCAAAGAUCAUCCUAACAUGGAAAUGAACUAUUCUUUGCUUUUGCUUGCCUCUUGAAGCUUCUAGUUUAUUUGAGCAAAUCCCCCCCCUUUUGAGCUGCAGUACGGACACCACAUCAUCCACUUCCAGCCACAACUGUUUGGUGUAUUUGUGUUGCGUUCUGGGUUUUUACUCUGUAAACCUGUUUCUUGCAACAGGCCCCAUUGAGCUGGUUUGUGUUUUGAAAACCCAAAAUUAAAGCAACAACACGGAAGCAACAUCCAAGUAACGUUCAAUCAGUGAAGAUGUGUGAAGAAAGGUACAAUUGUAUUAUUUUUAGUGUCAAAGUGGGACAUAUUCAAACUAUAAUGCAUAUUAAACAAACACAGGAGAUCUUUUUCCUCUAAAAUGUUUCCUUGAGCAUCUUAACUGACCUCUGCCAGAUAUUGUGUACUGUAAUAUACUGAAAAAGUCACAUACUGUAUCUGUAUGCAUUUGCAUUUCUAAUUAUUUUUUAUUUUAUAGUCCAAAUCUCCUGGUUGGAUACUGCACAACAUAUCAACCUUCUGAUCAGCUUUCUCGUUAGUUCCACAAUGGAGCCCAUCAAUAAGAGACAUUUCAAGUUAGCUUAUGCAUUUUGGGAAUUUUAUAGUUUCACAGUAUUUUCAGGAGCACAGAGGUACUUUCAGAUGAAUGAGUACAUAUGUUAUAUGUUUACUUGAUCUGAAAAAUGAGAAAUUUGGUCUAUGUAGACUAAACCGUGAUGUGAUGAUAAAUAGAAACAGUAGAUAUGGGUGGACAAAGUUUAUAAUAAAAGAUGUUUUAGUAUCAUUUGAUGAUUCAAAAUUAUGUUGUACAGAACAAAUGGAUAAACCUUAGGACGACUCUCUUUAGGAACAUUUUCAUAUGUUUUCAUACAAUCCAUAUCCUGAUUUGGGUAUUUAUUCAUAUCUACAUACCUAUGUUCUUAUACAUGUCAGUAUAUUUUAGUCACUCUGUCUCUAAAGAGGUAAAGCAAAAGUGUCAGGGAAGGGAGGGAUUUUGUUGGUUGUUUAAAUCUAGCCUCAUGUUGUUCCUUCCAUCUGUCCUUCUAUUUAUUCCUUUUUUUCUGUCUGUAAAUAUGCAAGCUCUUCCUGUGAUAUCUGCUUAAAACCAAGCUGGUUUCAGAUCAAUGUUUAUUUUGUCUUUUGAAUGUUUACAUGAGGGGGGUUCAGGACAAGACCAUGAAGGCAGGAAAAGGAGUAGAGUCACUGCCUUUUUGUUAAUUCUUUAUUUUUCUUUUUAUUUUAGCAAUUUAUAUAUUGUACUGCUCCCGUUAUGUUUGUUUAUAAUUAUUAUAUUUUGUAAAAACGAAAUGAUUUAAAAAUGAACAAUGGUGAAAUAUUAACAUGUUUUGCUUUUGUAUUUGUUAUUUUGAAGGCCAAUGCAACCACUGCACUUGUUAAUUAGACACAAAGUGAAGUUUGAGCAGGGACGUAUUGUGAAUAAUUAAAUGUUGUGUUAGUGUUGGCAA